Leptinotarsa decemlineata (Colorado potato beetle) is the source of this 2096-nucleotide messenger RNA. RefSeq names its product DDB1- and CUL4-associated factor 11. Gene Ontology annotation, cellular component: Cul4-RING E3 ubiquitin ligase complex. The record is from RefSeq and is a predicted model, not a curated record. Gene Ontology annotation, molecular function: protein binding. Gene Ontology annotation, biological process: proteasome-mediated ubiquitin-dependent protein catabolic process. Lineage: Eukaryota; Metazoa; Arthropoda; Insecta; Coleoptera; Chrysomelidae.
CUGGUCAGGGGUCAAGGUCACAGUUUCUGUCAAAUAGUGGUGAUAAAAAAUAUAUUGUCAGAUUUUAUAAAUAAUAUAAUUUUUUGAUGAGUUGAUUUGGGUGACCUGUUCAAUGUGAUUGAAAAAUACAAUAUAUAAUAAAUAUAAUUUCAAAUGUCUUACAUAUUUGAAGUACCUCCCAUGGGGGAUGAGUAUUAUGAACCUGAAAGUCCUCCAAAAGUUAUGGUGCCUGUACAUACUGAAAGACUAAAUAGAAGUGACUUCCUUGUGGCUACAAGACAGGCUUCGGGAUUGACUGGAGGUAAAAACAUUGUACAAAAUAUCGCCAAUGUGAUAGAACGUAGGAAGAUUGGGCUUCCCGAUAGCUUUUCGCAAGGUGAAAAAUGUAAAAUUUCAAGUUUAUUCUUACCCAACUCCAUGUCUGUCAUGGAUAAGUACGGAAAUUUUACCUAUUGUGGUAUCUUCAACAAAGAGGGAACUAGAUACCUUACUGCUGGUCAAGAUCAUACACUCAGGCUGUAUAACUGUGAAACAAACCAGUAUAAAUUAAUACAGACUCUCCACUCCACAAGGUCUAGUUGGAGCAUUCUGGAUGUCGCAUUCAGCCCUGACGGGAGACACUUUGCGUACUCCACUUGGAGCCCCUCGCUGUAUCUCUGUUCCGCUCUUGGUAGAUCUGAGGAUCAUGAAGAACUGAGGUUCGACAGACCGGAUCGCAAUUCAUGUACAUUCUCUGUGGUUUUCUCCUCUGAUGGAAAGGAGUUAAUGGGAGGUGGGAAUGAUAAAAGCAUUAGGAUUUAUGAUUUGGUUCAGAGGCAGGAGACGUUUUCGAUCACCGGCGCUCACACUAAAGACGUCAACUGCUCAGUCUUUUCCGACAUAUCCUCCAAUGUGAUAUUAAGCGGAAGCGAUGACGGAAUCAUCAAAGUUUUCGACAGGAGAGCUGACACUCCGUGUGUUGCCUUCUUGGUCGGACACAAGGACGGCAUCACUUACAUCGACACCAAAGGAGACGGCUUGCACCUCGUCUCCAAUAGCAAGGACCAAAGUCUCAAACUGUGGGACAUCAGACUGGCGAGCAAAUCGAGACACCUUCCAGUCUUGAAAAGCCAUCUGAGAUGGGAUUAUCGGCACGGGAAGAUACCGGAUUAUUAUUUCCAGUCUGAUUGCUUCAUGAAAGAAGAUGCCUCCAUUAUGACGUACAGAGGACACACUGUUUUCAAAACGCUCGUGAGAUGUCGCUUUUCGCCGAUGUUCAGUACUGGUCAAAGGUACAUUUACACGGGAUGCGGCACGGGUCGCGCUUUUGUGUAUGAUUCUCUGACUGGACUAGUGUCGACAGUACUUGUAGGUCACAAUGAUGUUGUGAGAGACGUAGCUUGGCAUCCAUAUAGAAAUGAAAUUUUAACCGCAGCGUUCGAUUGUAUAGUAGGAAAGUGGACGUACUCCAAGAAAAAGGACUAAGAUCAUCUAUUUUUCGGAGAAGUCCUUAAAUUUCAAUAUCGUAGCCAGAAAGGCAGGAAUCAUAUGAGAGUUAACCUAUGAAUAUUGUGAUUCAUUUCAAAGACGAAAACAAUCAGUAAUAAUAGGAAGUGUCGUUAAAAACGAGUAAAUUCACCUGAAUAUCACUGGAAUUUUUUCCCAACACAAAACUGUUAUUUUCAACACCUCGCCACGUGUUUCGCUCACCAAGUGAUCAUCUUCAAGAGGAAGAUUAAACUGUUUAAUUGGCUUGGUGGUGGUUUGAAACUCCAGUAAUAUUCUUUACUACACCAAAGGUUCUAAACAGUCCAUCACAAGUAAAUUUAUCUGAAAAAUGUUUUGUCUGCAUUAAAAAACAUCUUAUUCGAUUCAAUUGGAUGGGGUAUCAUUCUUGACCUUCUUCAGUAUCGAAAAUUACAAAUUUUCACACUUUCCCAAGGGUUUUGACAGUUUUCUCUGGAACACCUGUAUAUUUGUGUUUGACUCACAAAAUAUUUUAGUUUGUAGUGUUAAGUUUGGAAAGAUUAUUAUUUGUAUCCAUCAUGUAUCUCACAACUGUGAAGAAAGUGAUUUAUUUUUGUUAUUUGGAAUUAAAGAGAAUAUUUAAUAAAGUG